Messenger RNA from Stegodyphus dumicola, 1363 nucleotides. It is a transcript of the gene na, whose product is annotated as sodium leak channel non-selective protein na. The record is from RefSeq and is a predicted model, not a curated record. Gene Ontology annotation, cellular component: plasma membrane; voltage-gated calcium channel complex. Gene Ontology annotation, molecular function: voltage-gated calcium channel activity. NCBI's taxonomy places the organism in Eukaryota, Metazoa, Arthropoda, Arachnida, Araneae, Eresidae. Gene Ontology annotation, biological process: positive regulation of synaptic transmission, cholinergic; calcium ion transmembrane transport; positive regulation of synaptic transmission, GABAergic.
AUUUUGUUUCCUUUUUAGGCCACUCUGAAGAUGCUAAUGCUGACUGUUGUUGUAUCUGUGUAUAAAAGCUUCUUUAUCAUUAUGGGAAUGUUCCUGUUAAUUUUGUUUUAUGCACUUACUGGUGUCCUUCUUUUUGGCACAGUGAAAUUUGGAGAAAAUAUAGGAAGACAAGCCAAUUUCCAGACUGCACCCAGUGGUAUAGCCAUGCUGUUUCGAAUUGUAACUGGAGAAGACUGGAACAAAAUUAUGCAUGACUGCAUGUUGAGUCCACCAUAUUGUACUCCUGGUGAGAACUAUUGGGAAACUGACUGUGGAAAUUUUACUGGUAGCCUAAUAUAUUUCUGCUCAUUUUAUGUCAUAAUCACGUACAUUGUUCUGAAUCUUUUAGUUGCUAUAAUCAUGGAAAACUUUUCCUUAUUUUAUUCAAAUGAAGAAGAUGCUUUGUUAAGUUAUGCUGACAUUCGUAACUUUCAGAAUACUUGGAAUAUUGUUGAUAUCCAGCAAAGAGGUCUUAUUCCAGUGCGAAGAGUGAAAUUUUUACUUCGAUUACUCAAGGGAAGACUUGAAGUUGAUCCUGACAGAGACCGGUUGCUUUUUAAACACAUGUGCUAUGAAAUGGAAAGAAUGCAUAAUGGAGAGGAUGUAACAUUUCAUGAUGUUUUGAACAUGCUAUCAUACAGAUCAGUUGACAUCAGAAAAGCGCUACAACUUGAAGAACUCCUAGCAAGAGAAGAACUAGAAUAUUUAAUUGAGGAAGAAGUCGCCAAGCAAACAAUACGCCAGUGGCUUGACAAGUGUCUUCGCCGAAUUAAAGCACAAAAACAACAGAAUAGUCUUAUUAAUAGUCUAAGAGCUACAACUGAAGCAUUGCUUGCGGGCUCUGAAAUUCUUCCAAAUAAGCCAGUUGCAUCUGAAAUAAAAGAGGAAGGCAAAGAAGAGGCUGCAGCUGCCUCAGUUAGGCAUCGUAAAAAGGGCCAGCUGCCCACAAGGUCGGACAGCAUUUCCUCCCAGGGUGGGAGAAAAUUUUUGGCCCCUUCCCUUUCUGAUGGAGCUGUCAGAGCUGAAAAGGACAGAUUUCAAAAUAAGAAAUGGAAUGCAAGACAGCCAGUUUCGAAAGGACUACCUGAUUUGAGUGAAAGUAGUGAAUUGUCCUCUCCCACUCCAGAAGAAGAAGAAGGAACAGUUCAACCACCAUCUCAAAAAAUGAGUACUGUUGUUGUGGAAGUACAUAGCUGGUGGAGCACCCAGCUUGGUUACACAAGUGGUUCAGAUGCUGAAGAUUGAUGUUGUGCCAAUCUGUGUUUAGAAGCUUUGCUUCUGUUGUGUGAUUUUAGAUCUAAUAAAAAUAUGUAUUGUUGUUUUA